This is a messenger RNA of Callithrix jacchus (white-tufted-ear marmoset), 612 nucleotides long. The record is from RefSeq and is a predicted model, not a curated record. NCBI's taxonomy places the organism in Eukaryota, Metazoa, Chordata, Mammalia, Primates, Cebidae.
AUGGCAAACCAACUGGCAAAUGCCCAAGGGAGCCAGACUCCACUGGACCACUUGUUCCUAUGCAGGCACUACUACUUCCAGAGAUCUGGGUUACUGGGCGGUGGAGCAAACGUGAAUGUUGGAGUCGCCCACGGUGAAGUGAAUCCAAAUACCCGUGUCAUGAGCAGUCGGGGUAUGUGGCUGACAUCUGCACUGGGAGUUGGCUUGCUUCAUAUUGUCUCACUCAGCAUUCCCUUCUUCAGUGUUCCUGCUGCCUGGACUUUAACAAGUAUUAUACAUAAUCCGGGGACAUAUGUAUUUUCGCAUGCAGUGAAAGGAACACCUUUUGAAACUCCUGACCAGGGUAAAGCAAGACUCCUAACUCAUUGGGAACAACUGGAUUAUGGAGUACAGUUUACAUCUUCACGGAAGUUUUUCACAAUUUCUCCAAUAAUUCUAUAUUUUCUGGCAAGUUUCUAUAGGAAGUAUGAUUCAACUCACUUCAUCCUAAACACAGCUUCUCUCCUGAGUGUGCUAAUUCCCAACAUGCCACAACUACAUGGUGUUCGGAUCUUUGGAAUUAAUAAGUACUUACAUUUUUUGAAACUGAACAAAAAUUUUUAUGGCUACUGA